GCUCGUAGCCAGCGAGCUAACACUGCGAGCUAAGCUAAAGUAGCUCGCAGUUUUAGCUCGUUUAAAGCCAGCGUUGUGAGCAAAGCUCCCGUGAGCUGCUCACUGUUUAUCUCCACGAUAGUGUUUCCUGCUAGUGGGGUCAAGCUAACAGCGGCUAACUAAUACGCUGUGUCCGUGGCCUAGCGUUAAUGCGCAAUGUUAUAGGAAUGCCCAAGGAAAAAUAUGACCCGCCGGAUCCCAGGCGGAUGUACACAAUUAUGUCCAGCGAGGAGGCAGCCAACGGGAAGAAGUCAUACUGGGCUGAGCUGGAAAUCAGCGGCCGAGUAAGGAGUCUCAGCACAGCCCUGUGGUCUCUCACCCACCUCACUGCCCUGCACCUCAGUGACAACUCAUUGUCACGCAUCCCGCCAGACAUUGCCAAACUACACAACCUGGUGUACCUGGAUCUCUCAUCCAAUAAGAUCAGGAGCCUGCCGGCAGAGCUCGGAAACAUGGUGUCUCUCAGGGAACUGCUUUUAAAUAACAACCAGUUGCGGGUUCUGCCAUUUGAAUUGGGAAAACUGUUUCAGUUACAAACACUGGGGUUGAAAGGAAACCCACUUGCACAAGAAAUUAUGAGCCUCUACCAGGAACCUGAUGGCACGCGGAGACUGCUCAACUACUUGUUAGACAAUCUGGCAGGGGCUAUCAAGCGCAUACCAACAGAGCAGCCCCCAGCACGGUCAUGGAUCUCUCUCCAAGAACCGGACCGAGCACGGGCCUCAGCACUGUUCUCUGUGAUGUGCUACAACGUGCUGUGUGAUAAAUACGCCACACGACAGCUAUAUGGCUACUGCCCCUCUUGGGCUCUAAACUGGGAGUACAGGAAAAAAUCCAUCAUUCAGGAGAUUCUGGGCUGCAACGCAGACAUCAUCAGUUUGCAGGAAGUAGAGACAGAGCAGUACUACAGUUUCUUCUUGCCUGAGCUGAAGGAGCAGGGAUAUGACGGGUUCUUCAGUCCAAAGUCACGAGCCAGGACUAUGUCGGAGUCGGACCGUAAACACGUGGACGGUUGUGCAAUUUUCUUCAAGACGGAGAAAUUCAGCGCAGUGCAGAAGCACACGGUGGAGUUCAACCAGCUGGCCAUGGCUAACUCCGAGGGCUCAGAGGCUAUGCUGAACAGGGUGAUGACAAAGGACAACAUUGGAGUAGCUGUACUGCUUGAGGUCCGCAAAGAGAUGAUGGAGGUCUCCUCUGGAAAGUCACUCCACGGCAUGGAGAAGCAGCUGCUCCUGGUAGCCAAUGCCCACAUGCACUGGGACCCAGAGUACUCUGACGUCAAGUUGGUCCAGACUAUGAUGUUUCUGUCAGAGGUGAAGAACAUAGUGGACAAGGCCACACGCAGCCUUAAGUUGUCCUCUGUCUCUGGUGAGACCAAUGCCAUUCCACUGGUGCUGUGCGCUGACCUCAACUCCUUGCCUGACUCUGGCGUAGUGGAGUACCUUAGUUCUGGUGGAGUGGACUGCACCCACAAGGACUUCAAGGAGCUUCGUUAUAGCGACAGUCUGACCAAAUUCAACUGCAACGGCAAGAACAGCACGUCCAAUGGCAGGAUCACCCAUGGCUUCAAGCUGAAGAGCGCCUACGAGAACGGCCUGAUGCCUUACACCAACUACACCUUCGACUUCAAGGGUGUCAUCGACUAUAUUUUCUACUCCAAGCCUCACCUGAACGUGCUGGGUAUCUUGGGCCCCCUGGACCCCCACUGGCUCGUAGAGAACAAUGUCAGCGGCUGCCCACAUCCCCACAUCCCCUCCGACCACUUCUCCCUCUUCGCCCAGCUGGAGCUGCUCCUGCCCAACCUGCCCCAACAGGUCAAUGGGAUCCAUCUGCCUGCACGCAGGUAGUGAGUCCCUGCCACACCACCAGGGGGAGCUGCAACCACAGCCUCUCCCUUUCCAGCCCUCCUCCUCCCUCCCACUACCAGCUCUUCCCUCCACCACAAUGGCGGAGGAAGACAAAAAACACAACCUGUAAAAUAUUCGUAAAAGUGAGGUCUGGCCGACAGGGAUUUCGUAUAAUGUUAUAGAUAUUCUAUAUUUUUCUUUUUUUCUUUCUUCGUUUUUCUUUUUUGUUCUUUUUUUAACUGCUCGAUUCAGUCCUGUUCGUGUAUCAUAUUUUCUGUUUUGGACUCCCUUUCCUUCUCAGAUCCACCCACCCACCACCACCCACCCACCUCCUUUUGCUUCUGUCUUUCAAACUAGAGGGGAUGGUAGCUCAUUCAGAUUUGUCCCAUGGGGCGCUGUAUGGUUUAAGAGCAAGAGGAAAUUAGAAGUGGCUGCGGGGGGGCGGGGGGGGGCAACAUUUACCUGGAAAGCUCCAUAGCUGAUGGUCUGCCUGUCUGUCUGUCCUGUAUAAAUCUGAAACCAGCAAAGACAGCAGACUGGUCAGUCUCAGACCUCCAUCCUUAGCUUCUAUGCCCCUGUACUCUGGGCAGCCAGCGUACUUUCUCAGUCUUUCUAGAAUACACGUUGGAGUUGGUUGUCGUCGGGGUAGAGCAAAGCGUUCAGCUGAUAGUUAAGCAUCCCUUUUUUUGGAGGUGGGCGUAGUGCAGCUCGUACGAGGUGAGAUUUCCUGCUGUCAUUCUGUGGUGCUGAGGCCUUUUGUGUGGUCACGGCCUCUCGUGGUGCUACAAGAUAGUCUACACCUCCUGACCCCGGCCCUGGUGCAUAUUUGCUACCAAAACCCACAGAUGCCUCAAUAACCAGACAUCUGAGAAUCACACUGGCCUGAUUUCACACAGGCAGUAUGUAGUGAUUAGUGAAGGAGGGAUGAUAUGAGAACACUGAGAGCAGCUACCAUCCUGUUUGCAGACUGUUUCACCCCGGCUUGUAUAGUUGUUAGGCUAGUCUUGUGCUUAGGAGCUCACGUGACCCAUGUUAACACCACUUUUUUUUUUUUUUUUGUUGGGCAAAGGGGCAAGGGAUUUAGGCUGAUGGGCAAAGCGUCGAGGGGCUUUCACAAAUCUUUUCUUUUUGUCUUGAUUGCUUUUAGGCAGAGAGAGCGAGUAAUGGCUGAUACACAGGAGUAAAACCAGCAUUCCUCUCACUGUCUGGAGUUGCCAUCCAACUCCACACAUGCAAGCUUACACACACACAUACUUACAUACACGCACACACACAGACAUAACACAGGUAAUUUUUGCAGGCAGAUCUGUAGCACUGUCUCCGAGGCCAGUAGUGACUUUCCCCAGCCAUAAAUUCCAUACACAAAAAGCAGUGGUUUUUUUCACAAGUGUUUGUACAGAAUAGAAAUCUAGACUCAGUCUUUACAUGAUUGUAUAUGAACCACAAAAGACCUGUUUUCUGGCGUUUUUUGUACUAAGAGUAAAUUAUGAUCAGAUUUGAGAAGAAAAAAAAAAAGAUUGUAUUGUAAACUAUGGCUAAAUUUUUAUCCAGUUAAUGUUAAGAUGAAUUGAUAUUACCAGCUUGUACAAAAGACGUAAGAAGAGGUUGUUCACGGCGUUCGCUGUCACUACUUUGCACUCCCGAGAGAUUAACUGUAAUUAAUGUAUCAGUAUUGUUUUUUUUGUGUUUUUGUUUUUUUCCCCCCUCUCUCUCUCUGCUGUUGAUUUGAUUUGCCGGCAUAUUGCUGCGAUUGUAAAUAGACACUGAGUAAACUCUGCCUGUUGCUUGUUGCCCAUUAACAAAGCCAUUGAUCCACACUGCUGCCAUCAGUUCAGACAAAAAAGGACACGCAAGGAUGAGUCGCAGCCCACCGGUGACUCCACAUCUGUUCAUCUAUAGAUCUCACGCGCACUCUCGCGUGACUGAUUGAUACAACCUGUACAAAUCCCUCUCGUACAACAACAAAACAUCGUGCCUCACUGUAGCAGUUGUCGUUGUCUUGCACUAUUUACAUUUAACGAACGCCUGAACAACCUUUUCUCCUUUUAUUUUUAAAUACUGUUGAGACAUUUGUGAAGAUUUUAUGUCCUUUUAUUGGGUUUUGUUAAUGUUGAUUUCCUUUUUUAUGAGCUGUGACAAUGUUAUGAUGAUGUGUAUAUCCUUCCUAUUCAUUGAGCUCUCUAGUAAUCAGGUAUGCUUUCUCCACUGACCCUUUCACCUCUCCUUUAAGGAACAUGAGUAGGAUGUCUUUAUCAAAUCCACACUUGCGGAUUGUUUUUGCCUCCCUCUUUGUACCUUAGCACAGCUCCAUGCCCAUCCCCUUUAAAAUAUGUAGCCCAUAGCUCCCUUCCCUGGUCAUGAUUUUAAACUCCUUAAGCCUGUCCAUCACCCUAUAAACCGCCCCGCACCCUCAACAGCCCAACCUCAAACUUUCCCUGCCCGCUAUAUUACUCAAGCUGUGUCUUUUAAACCCCCCUUUUCUCAACCACUUUGUAUAGUUACCCUUGUCACUGCAGCUAUAGUGCCAUCUGUGGACCCCCGCCCCCCCCUACCUCUGUAUUGGAAAAGGUGGAAGGCCCACUUUGCUUUCGCUUUUAGAGAAACAAGGGAGGAAGAGCAGCGAGCCAGGAGAGCCAGGCGGGCGCGUUGCUAUGAGUCAGUUUUGUUCCAUCCCAAACAAGCGAGUGAAGUCUGGCCAGCGGUGAGACGGAUUAUCUCAGCCAUGCUUUUUUACGCGGAUACAAACGAAUGAUGAGCACUUAAGUAGGUUCAGAUGCAGCUCUCCUCACUCCCUGUUCUACCAUUUUAGCGAAUUAGGAUCUAAUUACUUUAAUGUACAUGUUGAAAUGUCAUUUUAAAGCAAGAGGGAAGCAAGUAAAUAAGAAGUACAAGAUAAGUCCUCAGAUCAAGGUCUCUUGUCCCUUUAUUUCCCCCCUACAUGUUUUUUUAACUUUUGUUGUUUUCCAAUGGAAACCAAUGUGUCCAGUUUGAUUUUUUUUUUUUUUUUCCUGAAUGGCAUUAGUAUUGUAGUAGAUUUAAAGGCUAGCUUUUUUUUGUAAAGUGUGAAUAAAAGAUGUAUCUCAUGUUUCCUUUCUAAAAAGA
Larimichthys crocea (large yellow croaker) is the source of this 4988-nucleotide messenger RNA. Its product is annotated as CCR4-NOT transcription complex subunit 6. Bases 189 to 1886 code for a protein of 565 amino acids. NCBI's taxonomy places the organism in Eukaryota, Metazoa, Chordata, Actinopteri, Sciaenidae. The record is from RefSeq and is a predicted model, not a curated record. The transcript is spliced from 12 exons. Gene Ontology annotation, molecular function: 3'-5'-RNA exonuclease activity; protein binding.